AUCGUUUCCUUUGCCUGUUUUCACUUUUUCCACUCCUUUUCUUUCUUUUUUGAACCACCGCCGUCCCCCGCCACACACACAGUGAACUUCGAAACCCUAAGAACUGAGAACUCACCGGAGGUAAAAAAAGUGAUCGGAGAAGAAGGAAGAGAUGCCUCGUGAAAUUAUAACGCUGCAAGUAGGACAAUGCGGGAACCAGAUCGGAAUGGAGUUCUGGAAACAACUUUGUUUGGAGCACGGCAUCUCUAAGGACGGGAUACUUGAAGAUUUCGCUACUCAGGGAGGUGACAGGAAAGAUGUAUUUUUCUAUCAAGCUGAUGAUCAACACUACAUACCACGAGCGUUGCUUAUGGAUUUGGAGCCCAGAGUGAUUAAUGGAAUCCAAACUGGUGAAUACAGAAAUCUUUAUAACCACGAGAAUAUAUUUACGUCAAGGGAAGGAGGGGGAGCAGGAAACAAUUGGGCUAGUGGAUAUCAUCAGGGUAAGAAUUUUGAGGAGGAUUUGAUGGACAUGAUUGAUAGAGAAGCAGAUGGAAGUGAUAGUCUUGAAGGAUUUGUCUUAUGUCAUUCAAUUGCUGGAGGGACGGGCUCAGGUAUGGGUUCAUACCUUCUGGAGACUUUAAAUGAUCGCUACAGCAAAAAACUUGUUCAGACAUACAGUGUGUUCCCUAACCAGAAUGAGAUAAGUGACGUGGUGGUCCAGCCAUACAACUCCCUUUUGACUCUCAAACGACUUACACUGAAUGCUGAUUGUGUUGUCGUUCUUGAUAACACUGCACUUAAUAGAAUUGCAGUAGAACGCCUGCAUAUACAAAAUCCUUCUGUUUCUCAAACAAAUUCUUUAGUUUCUACUGUUAUGUCGGCCAGUACAACCACCCUGCGUUACCCAGGAUAUAUGAACAACGAUUUGGUUGGCCUUCUUGCUUCUUUGAUUCCUACACCAAGGUGCCACUUUCUUAUGACUGGAUAUACACCACUAACAGUGGAGCGCCAGGCUAAUAUGAUCCGGAAAACCACUGUACUGGAUGUGAUGAGAAGACUUCUCCAGACUAAGAAUAUCAUGGUUUCCUCACAUGCUAGGACAAAAGAAGCUAGUCAGGCAAAAUAUAUAUCAAUACUGAAUAUCAUCCAAGGAGAAGUUGAUCCUACUCAGGUUCAUGAUAGUCUGCAGCGAAUACGUGAAAGAAAGCUUGUUAAUUUCAUCGAAUGGGGCCCUGCUAGCAUUCAGGUUGCUCUCUCAAGGAAGUCUCCAUAUGUUCAAACUGCCCACAGGGUCAGUGGGCUCAUGCUAGCAAGUUACACUGGAAUUCGGCAUCUAUUCUCCAAAUGUUUGAGUCAAUAUUCUCUCCUAAGAAAGAGGCAAGCCUUUCUUGACAAAUACAGGGGUUAUCCGUUGUUUGAUGACAAUGAUCUUUCAGAAUUUGACGAGUCCAGGGACAUAAUUGAGAGUUUGGUUGACGAAUACAAGGCCUGUGAAUCCCCGGAUUAUAUAAAAUGGGGAAUGGAGGAUCCCGACCAUAUCUUAACAGGGGAAGGAAGUGCUACAGGGACAGUGGAUCCUAAGUUGGCAAUGUGAACAAGCCAAGACAUGUAUGAUGAUUAUGUAGAAAAAGGGGUGCAAGAAUAGGUCGGGUUUUUUGCUUACCACAUUGCUGCAUCGUGUAUCGUGAUUUGUGUGCAUUAAAACGAUGAUUGUAAAUUCGGUAUGUGUUACAUUCGCCUUCAUAAUGAACACGGUUUAUUUGUUGAUUAAUAAACCGUUUUUGAAGCACGAUUUUGUUAAUCUUCUUUCAUUGUUCGGAGAAAAUGUUUAGCAUCCACGAGCUGGUAGACUCUAAUUUGAUGAAACAUGUGGGUAUAGUUGUAUUAUACAUAGGAUAAGGAGGAUCAUGCGAAAAGCGGUUCAAACUUACGAGAAGUGCGAAAAGGGAGAGCAAAAUCUCAUAUGAUACAACACG
Cynara cardunculus var. scolymus (artichoke) is the source of this 1958-nucleotide messenger RNA. Its product is annotated as tubulin gamma-1 chain. Gene Ontology annotation, cellular component: cytoplasm; spindle; nucleus. Gene Ontology annotation, molecular function: structural constituent of cytoskeleton; GTP binding. NCBI's taxonomy places the organism in Eukaryota, Viridiplantae, Streptophyta, Magnoliopsida, Asterales, Asteraceae. The coding region runs from base 152 to 1576 and encodes 474 amino acids. The record is from RefSeq and is a predicted model, not a curated record. The transcript is spliced from 12 exons. Gene Ontology annotation, biological process: mitotic sister chromatid segregation; cytoplasmic microtubule organization; mitotic cell cycle.